AUGUGCCAUGCCGCCACGCCACUUGCUGUGAUGGCCUUCCUGAACCAGCUGUACUCCCGGUUUGACGACAUGAUUGACAUAUACAAGGUGUACAAGGUGGAGACGAUUGGAGGUGAGGUUGGCCACCUGCAGCUACCUGCGCUACGUGCGGCUCAGCGGGCUGUGUGUGUGUAUGCGUGUGCUAUGCUGCGCGCCUCACGUGAUGUUCGGAUGCCGCAUACCGGCGAGCCUGUCCAGAUGCGGAUCGGCCUGCACAGUGGCCCGGUCACGAGCGGCGUGGUGGGCGACCGGAUGCCGCGCUUUUGCGUUUUUGGUGACACGGUGAACGUGGCCAGCCGCAUGGAGACCACCUGCCGCCCGGGCGCUAUUCACGUGAGUGCCGCGACGCAGGCCCGCCUUCCCAGCGAGGCCUGGCGUGAUCUGGGCAUGACAUCCGUCAAGGGCAAGGGCGAGAUGCGCACCUUUGAAUGGGCGGGUGAUGUGGACGCGCCGGUGGACGGCGGACAGCUGCAGCGGGUUAUUGGGCUAUACCUCUAG
Volvox carteri f. nagariensis is the source of this 537-nucleotide messenger RNA. It is a transcript of the gene cyc12, whose product is annotated as guanylyl and adenylyl cyclase family member. Gene Ontology annotation, molecular function: guanylate cyclase activity; peptide receptor activity. The transcript has 3 exons. The coding region runs from base 1 to 537 and encodes 178 amino acids. Gene Ontology annotation, biological process: intracellular signal transduction; cGMP biosynthetic process; receptor guanylyl cyclase signaling pathway. The record is from RefSeq and is a predicted model, not a curated record. Lineage: Eukaryota; Viridiplantae; Chlorophyta; Chlorophyceae; Chlamydomonadales; Volvocaceae.